UCUUCAUUCAGUUCCCAUCUAUACGGCAAGGGUUUGACUGAAAACCGUAGAAAUCAUGUCUCUCUAUCAUUCUAUCCUUCGUUCACUACGACGUUCUUCUUCCUCAACCACCACUCUCAGAUCAUUUUCAUAUUAUUCAGCUCAGCAAAUCCCACCUCCACCACCACUUUCCUCCGAUUCUAAUACUGAUCAUACAACCUCUUCCAAUUACUACACUUCUAACCCUAAUCCCACCACCACCACCACCACAAAUCACAACCAAUCAUAUCAAUACCCCCCGCAACAACCUCCCUCAUAUCAAUACUCACCACAACAACCUCCAUCAUAUCAAUACCCACCACAACAACCUCCCUCAUAUCAAUACUCACCACAACAAUCUCCCUCUUAUGGGCCUUCCUCUCCGACAGCUUCUACUACUGCUCCUCCUCCAUUCAGAAAUGUUUUUGAACCUAACCCUAAUUCCACCACCACCACCACCGGAAAUGUUUCUGAGACGACCCCUAAUUCCACCACCAAACCCUUUAAAAAUGUCUUUGAGCGAAGUACUAGUUCUACCACUCCUAGCUCUAUUUUGUCCAAUUAUAAUUCUAGUUCUGUUAAUGGAACACAACCUCCUCCUCGUUAUGGUUUCUCUUCAGCAGAAGAAGCUGCAGCUGAACGACGUCGUCGCAAGCGUCGCCUUCGUAUUGAGCCACCACCUCAUGCUCUACGCCGUGAUCCUGCGGCACCACGCCCUCGUCCUGAUCCUAAUGCUCCACGCCUCCCUGAUUCCACCUCUGCGCUUGUUGGUAACCGACUCAAUCUCCACAAUCGAGUGCAGUCCUUAAUUCGAUCUGGUGAUCUUGAUGGUGGUGCUGCCUUAGCUCGACAAGCAGUUUUCUCUAAUACAAAGCCAACUGUAUUCACUUGUAAUGCAAUCAUGGCUUCCAUGUAUAGAGGUGGACGUUAUGAAGAUGCCGUUAACCUUUUUCGGUAUUUCUUCAUUCAGUCCAAGAUUAUUCCAAAUGUUGUUUCUUAUAAUGUCCUAAUCAACACUCACUGUGAUGCUAAACGUGUUGAUGCUGCGUUGGAUGUUUAUAAUCAGAUUCUUAGUCAUGCUCCUUUUAGUCCUUCCCCGGUAACUUAUAGACAUCUUACUAAAGGACUUGUUGAAUCUGAUCGUAUUACUGAAGCCAUUGAUCUUCUUCGUGAGAUGCUUAUUAAAGGUCAUGGUGCUGAUUCAUUAGUAUAUAAUAAUCUCAUUUUAGGGUUUUUGGAAUUGGGAAAUCUUGAAAGGGCAUUAGAAUUUCUUGAUGAACUUCGUGAAAGAUGUCUUGUUUAUGAUGGGGUUGUACAUGCCACUUUCAUGGAUUGGUAUUUCAAACAAGGAAGAGAGAAAGAGGCAAUGGAAAGCUAUCAAAAUCUCUUGGAUCGCCAAUUUAAGAUGACACCUGUUACUUGCAAUGUUCUUCUAGAGGUACUUUUGAAGCAUGGUAAAAGUUCAGAAGCUGAAACGUUAUUCCAAAGUAUGUUAGAUUCACAUGCACCGCCGAAUACCCUGAGUGUUAAUUCCGAUACAUUUAAUAUAAUGGUGAAUGAAUGUUUCAAAUUGGGUAAGAUUUCAGAAGCCGUGACAGUUUUUAAGAGGGUUGGAACAAAAGAGAAGUCAAAACCUUAUCAAAUGGACGCCGCUUGUUUUAAUAACAUUAUGGGAAAACUUUGUGAGAAUGGGAUGGUUUCUGAUGCAGAGGAGUUAUUUGCAGAAAUGCCCAAGAAACAAGCCUGCCCGGAUUUUACUAGUUACAAGAUUUUUAUUGAGCUUUACUUGAAAGAAGAAAGAGUAGAUGAUGCAGUUCAAUUUUUUAAUAAAAUGUCUGAGACCAGUAUAAGACCUGGCAAGGGUUUUUGUGAUAAGGUUUUUGAUGAAUUAGUAAAAAGAGGUAGAAUCGAGGAGGCUUCAGAUAUUAUUGGGAGAAUGGGAGAGAAAGAUGUGAAGCCUGAUCCAUUGAGUUAUGAGUAUGUGGUUAUGGGGUUGAAUAAUGUUGGAAGAUUAGACCGUGCUCGGGACUUAUUGGACCAGAUGGUAAAAAACAAAAUUGCAGUCACUCCUAACCUUCGAACUAAUGUAUUUGAUGUUUUUGGGAAAGAAGGCAGAAUUCAUGAGAUCGAGAGACUAUUAGGGAGGCAAUGUGAAAAAACCUCAGUUCCUUCUCCGGCACCUCAUGGUUCCACUCCCAUGGGCAGACAGUAUGGAGCAUCAUCAUCAGCUCCACUUCAGAAGCCAGGGCAGGAAAUGGGAUUUCAGAAUACACAAUCAAACUGAUAUUUCUGAAUCCUUUCCAUUCUCCUUAAUUUUGAUUUUAGUUCAAUAGACACUGGUUCUUAAUUUAAUCUAAGUGAAUCUUUGUCAGUGACCCGUGUUAAAAGCUUGAGAAAGUCCAUAAUCAGAAGAGGGGUAGAGGUGUGGGGAUAUCAUUCAUGUGAGUACAAUGUUAUAUUUGUAGGUUAUCAUUUAUUAUCCAGUGAUUCUAAAUAUUCUUGGUUGUUGAUACCUGUGCUUCAUAAUAUUAAUUAAUUAAUAAGAUGUUUCUUCCACUCGUAACUUACAGAACCAUAGCAAUUAAGCACUUUCAUCAUACUGAACUGGCACAAAUAUAAAUUUGCUAUUUUACUGUACUCGGAAUGGCUUUUUAUGGAACUUUUCUUUUUCUUUGUAUUAGUUUGCAAUCUGUAUUUCAAUAUGCAUUUUAUAGCCAGGGGUUUUCUGUUUCAUGAGGUUAAAGCUAAAGUUUUGUGCAACUUUCUUCUCUAUUGUAUGACUUUUAUCUUGAAGCUUCCUGAUUUUGCUGCUUGCAUUUUCAAGUCGUUGGGGCUGCAAGAGUAAGCCUCCAGUAGUUUAGAUCAUAUUAAAAUUGAUCUCGUAAUCUAGUGUUCUACUUCGUUGUUUUACCUACAAAUCUCUUUUAUGGUGCACAUUAUUAGUAUUUGAGAUAAUUGCUUUUGCAUCUUCAUUGUGCACUUAAAUAACAACUUAAUUGAUCACCCAGGGUUUCAGUUCUGAUUUACUUGCUCAUUGCCCUCAUAUGGUUCUAUAUCUUACUAUACUUAAACAUCUAUGGUGGGAAUUCCUUUUCCUUGAUAUUGGCGCAUCUAGUUAUCUAGUCGGUGCAUCAAUUGGUAUGGCACUAUGGCAGUCAUUGCCUUUAACCAUUUCUCUAAAUAUGUGAAAAAGAGUAUACUGGGUUUUCAGUUUGCUGUAUUUUCACCAGAAUCCAGAGUCCAUUAUAUUUGUUCCUACAUCUAUCAUUCUUUGUUGGGUUUUUAUUUGGGAUCACUUAGGUGCGCUCGAUCUACAGUCAAUGUGAGGGAAUGAUAGCUGACACUCUUGUGGAAUAUUGAGAUCUUGAAGCCGAACAGGUGGCUGUACGUAGGUUGAACAUUGGUCGUCCAGGUAGACUGCAGCGUAACACUAACAGUCUUAAUGGCCAAGUGAAAGCUGCAGCACAAGAUCAUCAAGGUUAUCCUUGAGAACUAGGUGAAGAAGUGUGUUGAGAUGCAGACUGCUGAGAACGGGGAUUACAACAAACUCUGUGUGGCCUUCUUAAACAACCUCAAGCUUGGUAUCCACGAAGACACACAGAAACAAGGCCGAGUUUGCUGAAUUGUAACUGGGAUGAGGAAGACCAGAGUGCCAUCUACUUUAUGGAGAGAACAAGAAGGCUGUCGAGAAUUCUCCGUUCCUUGAGGCUCAAGAAGAGAGGUUAUGAAGUACUUUUCAUAGUCGAUGUGAUUGAUGAGUGCGCACCACCAAGUUGGUCAGCUGAAGGAGUUCAAAGGAAAGAUUUUGGUCCAGGCGACGAGAGUGGACUAAAAUUUGGUUGAAAGCUCGCCGGAAAGUAUGGACUGACAGCAAACGUGGGAUUGGGUACUGACGAAAUGCCGCCAUUGGAGGAAGCUGAUGCCAAGAAAAGUCGAUUAUGCUUUGAAGAUUGAAGAAAGAAGAUGUAGAUAUGUAAGUCAAAUCACACCUGGACAUGUGGAGAAUACUAAACAAUAUUUGUAAUCAAUAAAUAAUUGCCAAAAUCUUUAGAUUUUGUUUCCUUUUUA
This is a messenger RNA of Papaver somniferum (opium poppy), 4086 nucleotides long. Its product is annotated as pentatricopeptide repeat-containing protein At1g10270-like. Lineage: Eukaryota; Viridiplantae; Streptophyta; Magnoliopsida; Ranunculales; Papaveraceae. The transcript has 2 exons. The record is from RefSeq and is a predicted model, not a curated record. The coding region runs from base 56 to 2302 and encodes 748 amino acids. Gene Ontology annotation, molecular function: protein binding. Gene Ontology annotation, cellular component: chloroplast.